Molecule: messenger RNA, 729 nt
Organism: Papilio machaon (common yellow swallowtail)
Lineage: Eukaryota; Metazoa; Arthropoda; Insecta; Lepidoptera; Papilionidae
Gene: CPR126
Product: cuticle protein 19
Exons: 4
Coding region: 83-493 (136 amino acids)
Cellular component (GO): extracellular matrix
Source: RefSeq, a predicted model, not a curated record
UAUUUUGAUAGGCACAGUGUUAGUUCGGCUCCUGUCAGCGUCGCUGAAGAGGACGAAAGUGACCUACUGUGAUAAAAACAUAAUGCGUGCUUUCCAAGUUUUAGUAGUGGUUGCGGCUUUUGUCGCUAUAAACGCGGGCUACAUUGGCUACGCUGAUGCAGGGUAUGGAGGGCUACAAGCAUACUCUGAUGGAGGAUAUCAAAGAGCGGAGGAAGGACAUGCCGAUUAUUACGCUUAUCCCAAAUAUGCCUACGACUAUUCCGUAAGUGAUCCCCAUACUGGAGAUCACAAAUCCCAGUGGGAGUCUCGCGAUGGUGAUGUUGUUAAAGGUGCAUAUACAUUAGCCGAACCAGAUGGCACCACUCGUAUAGUGGAGUAUACCGCUGACAAGCACAACGGAUUCAAUGCAGUCGUCAAGAGAAUCGGACACGCUCAACACCCACAAGUCUACAACACCCACAAUGAUGGUGCUGGUUACUACGGAUAUCACUAGAUGGCGCUAUUACAAAAUAAAUGUUAGCCUCAAUACAAAUGGCGCUAUACAAAAAUCGACAAACUUCGCAUAGGUAGCGCUAAAUCGUUGCCAGCGAUAUACAAUCAAUUGAUACUUAUAAUAUGUAAAUAUUCCUGCUAUCUAAUACCUAUUUAUUCUUGUUAGCAUGUAAGAUUUCGACGGUAAAAUUUUUACUGUUUGUAUUUAAACCAAAACAAAAUAUAUAUUUUGUAAAA